AUAGAUUUAUAAAGCCCCGAGUCGCUCUGUCUCCUUCCACCUUCAGCCAUUUUAACCAUGUUAGGAGCUGUGGGACGCUGCUGCACCGGGGCUUUGCAGGCUCUCAAGCCUGGGGUCCAGCCCCUGAAGGCCCUCGUUGGAUCCCCAGCUGUCCUUUCGCGCAGAGAUUAUGUUGCUCCUGCGGCCGCCGCCAGUGCCGCCUCCGGCCGCAUCGUGGCUGUCAUCGGUGCCGUCGUCGACGUCCAGUUCGACGAGGGCCUCCCUCCCAUCCUCAACGCCCUGGAGGUCGCCGGGCGCGACUCCAGGCUAGUCCUGGAGGUGGCUCAGCAUCUUGGGGAGAGCACAGUGCGUACCAUUGCUAUGGAUGGUACUGAGGGUCUGGUUCGUGGACAGAAGGUUCUGGACACUGGUGCCCCCAUCAGAAUCCCAGUUGGCCCUGAGACCCUGGGCAGGAUUAUGAAUGUGAUCGGCGAGCCCAUUGAUGAAAGGGGUCCCAUCAGUACCAAACAGACUGCGCCUAUCCAUGCUGAGGCCCCUGAAUUCACUGACAUGAGUGUGGAGCAGGAGAUUCUGGUGACUGGCAUUAAGGUGGUGGACCUGCUGGCUCCUUAUGCCAAGGGAGGGAAAAUUGGGCUGUUUGGUGGUGCCGGCGUAGGAAAGACUGUGUUGAUCAUGGAGCUGAUCAAUAACGUGGCCAAGGCCCAUGGUGGUUACUCUGUGUUCGCUGGUGUCGGGGAGCGUACCCGUGAGGGAAAUGACUUGUACCAUGAGAUGAUUGAGUCUGGUGUCAUCAACCUGAAGGACACCACCUCCAAGGUGGCGCUGGUGUACGGACAGAUGAACGAGCCCCCCGGUGCCCGUGCCAGAGUGGCUUUGACUGGGCUGACCGUGGCCGAGUACUUCCGUGACCAGGAGGGUCAGGACGUGCUGCUCUUUAUUGACAACAUCUUCCGUUUCACACAGGCUGGGUCUGAGGUGUCUGCCCUGCUGGGUCGUAUCCCCUCUGCUGUGGGUUACCAGCCCACUCUGGCCACUGACAUGGGUACCAUGCAGGAGAGAAUCACCACCACCAAGAAGGGUUCAAUCACAUCUGUGCAGGCCAUCUACGUGCCUGCUGACGACCUGACUGACCCUGCUCCAGCUACCACCUUCGCUCACUUGGAUGCCACCACUGUACUGUCUCGUGCCAUCGCCGAGUUGGGCAUCUACCCCGCUGUCGACCCCCUGGACUCCACCUCCCGUAUCAUGGACCCCAACAUCGUAGGAGCUGAGCAUUAUGACGUUGCCCGUGGUGUGCAGAAGAUCCUUCAGGACUACAAGUCCCUUCAGGACAUCAUUGCCAUCCUGGGUAUGGAUGAGUUAUCUGAGGAAGACAGACUGACUGUGGCCCGCGCUCGCAAAAUCCAGCGUUUCCUGUCUCAGCCCUUCCAGGUGGCUGAGGUCUUCACAGGCCACUUGGGCAAACUGGUGCCCCUUAAAGAAACCAUCAAGGGAUUCAAGAGCAUCCUUGGAGGUGAAUAUGAUAAUCUGCCUGAGCAGGCCUUCUACAUGGUUGGUCCCAUCGAGGAAGUGGUCCAGAAAGCAGAGAGGCUGGCCGAGGAGCACUCAUAAAUAUCUGAUCAUUCUGAGCAAAGAGGGGGAGAGGGUCCUGUGGUUAGGAGCACUUGGUUUGUAAAACAUGUCAAAAUACAAAUGUCUUGUCAGCCUGAAGAAAGUUCUAUUUAAUGUUUCCAAUGUAAGAUGGAAUAAAUCACUGUCUUUACACAAACAUUUGUCAACUGCAUAUUUCAUAAGCUUUAGUUGUGAUGGCAUCCUGUUCCUAGUGAGGAAUCCUUUUACUCUGACCACAAGAUGGCGUACUUGAGCUGUGUUAAGCGUUGAGUUGUAUUGCAGAUUGUUACGUUUGGAAAUAAAAUGGACAAAUAAUUGGAAA
Girardinichthys multiradiatus is the source of this 1933-nucleotide messenger RNA. It is a transcript of the gene atp5f1b, whose product is annotated as ATP synthase F1 subunit beta. Gene Ontology annotation, biological process: proton motive force-driven mitochondrial ATP synthesis; proton transmembrane transport. Gene Ontology annotation, molecular function: ATP binding; ATP hydrolysis activity; proton-transporting ATP synthase activity, rotational mechanism. The record is from RefSeq and is a predicted model, not a curated record. The coding region runs from base 58 to 1611 and encodes 517 amino acids. The transcript has 10 exons. NCBI's taxonomy places the organism in Eukaryota, Metazoa, Chordata, Actinopteri, Cyprinodontiformes, Goodeidae.